Messenger RNA from Hyalella azteca, 3920 nucleotides. RefSeq names its product carbonic anhydrase-like (gene CAH1). Gene Ontology annotation, cellular component: cytoplasm. Gene Ontology annotation, molecular function: zinc ion binding; carbonate dehydratase activity. The annotation marks the transcript as partial. NCBI's taxonomy places the organism in Eukaryota, Metazoa, Arthropoda, Malacostraca, Amphipoda, Hyalellidae. The transcript has 5 exons. The record is from RefSeq and is a predicted model, not a curated record.
GACCAGAUACCUGGGGCAAGGCUUUCCCUAUUGCCGUUGAGGGCAAGAACCAGUCGCCCAUUGACAUCCAGCGCUCCAACUGCAAGCCUGACGACUCGCUCAAGCCCGUCACUGUCGAUUACAGCGCUGUCGAAAUCGGGGAAAUUACCAACACUGGCAGCUCUUGGAAGGCGCAAGUUACUGGCGGCAAACCUGGCAUUUACGUCUAUGUUAUGUCUAUGCAGUUGCACCUGGUCCACUGGGACACGGAAAAUUUCAAGUCAUUCGGGGAAGCUGCUGCGGCACACCGCGGCUUGGCCGUGCUCGGAAUUUUCUUGAAAGUCGGCAAGGCUAACCCAGAAUUCGAUAAGCUCACCAAGCUUAUGGCCUUCAUCCCAUACAUGAACCAGACUGUCAACAUCAACGAGAAAAUCAACUGCGUCAACUUCUUGCCCCAUAACCGAUCGUACUUCACGUACGAUGGGUCGCUGACAACACCUCCGUGCUACGAAUCCGUCAACUGGAUCGUGUUCGAGGAGCCCGUGGAAAUUUCUCCGGCCCAGCUCGCCGCCUUCAGAUCCUUGAAGUCGUACCCCAAAUCUUCGGAAUGCCCAUGUGACGAACUGAAGGGCUGCAUGGUCGACAAUUAUCGCCCAUGCUGCCCGCUCAACGACCGGACCGUCCGAGUGUACAGGGCCUCGCCCGCUCGGGAGGAAUAGAAUCAGGAGACCUCGGAUGCGUGCGAAUUUCCUCUUAUCAAUCUGAUCGUAUCAUUUGUUCGUAUACUGGCAAAAUAACUAUGCAAACCUUUGAACUUUACCUAGACUCGGUUAUUUUUUCGCGCCAGUUUCGAGUCACGCUUUCGAGGGGAAAUCGUGCGGAGAAACCUGCACCAAUGUUAGUGUUAAUUGGAAUCAUAUCUAUCGACAAGGGAUGCACUAUAAUUAUGUAUUAUGUAUUUGGUCAUUACCAACCAAGAACUUUAAUGCACUUUUAUUCAUGGAAUAAUUCGUAUUGCUUGUGGAGUCGGAGGAGUAUACGUGGCACGUAUUCCGAAUUUGUAUCUAUGAAAGAAAUGACUCCAUGUCAAGUCUUGGGUAUCUUCCAUUUGCAUUACAACAUUUCUGGUGGUGUGAGGUGAUCUCAAAGUACCAUUCAAUUGUAUGUGUCACACAAAAACUGUAUUGAUGCAUUUGAGGCUGUCACUGCGCCGUAGCGCACGUUUAACAUGGCAGCAUCCGCUUGGUUUAAAUAUGCUGUUUUUGAUGCAUGUGCAAUGUUUUGAACCGACCUCUUUAUAGAGUUAAGUGUUUAAAUUUAUUAGUGCUAUAGUGCUUCAGCCCUGGUAGUCUUGAAUUGCCCAUAACGAUGCUACCGAGGACGUAAAAAUAAUUUUUUUCUGUAACGGAAACAUUUACAUCACAGCUUGAGAUCAAAUUCAACAAAUUUUUACGUUACAUAAUGAAUGAUGCAGAGAUACUGAAUUUUAAUUUAAAUUUGUGAUUUCGAUUUACUGAACAAAUUCAUGCUGAUUAGCGGACACGAUAAAUAGAUGCGUGGUUCCAGCCACUGAUGCUCGAUGGCCGUCUUGUUCUACAGCUACUACUAACCAAUUAUCAUCCUAUUUAUGAAAAGAUCCAACCAAUCAAAAAUAUGAAUCUGACUUUCCGAGCAUCACUGAAUUGACGAACACUAAUUCGAAUUCCUGAAAUUCCGGCUACAAUUGUAAGCGAGUGGACGGCGUUGGCGUCGUUCACUGAUUCCAUUUUAAUUUGGUAUCGCGUAAGAUGGCAGACUGAGAACCUGAACUGAUGUUCACGAAAAUUCCCAUGCAUCUCACAAUGAAAAUAAGAAGCAAAAAUGGUAAUUUAAAGUGAGAAUGAUCCACGGAAGUUGAGUUGGGUUAUUUUUUCAAACCAUAUACAAAUGCAGCAAUAUCUGUUCUGUAAACAAUUAUACAUAUUAAUUAGAUUCAAAUAAACUGUUUUGUGUAUAGAACAUUAAGAGCUGUUGAGUAUUGAGAGAUAUAUCAUUAGUUAUUGUUGCUAAUGUUACUAGUUCGUUGUUCGAUGAUUACUGGCCGCUGUGGUAUGUGUCGAAAGCAUUUCAAUAUUGUAACAAAAGCUCAGUUCAAAUGCUUGUGAUAAUAUUACAAAUCUUUGGCAACUAUAAGCUCGUUGUUCUCAAAUGUCUAUACAAAUUAGCCUAUCUUCCAAAUGCCGAGAAAAUACAGUUGAUUUAACUGGAAUCCAAUGUGAAUUUUUACUACAUUUUUCCCCACUGGCGCAUUUAAAUGAACAAUUUACACUUUGUGUUAAGAGGUAUCAGCUCCUCCGUAAUCAAGAUCUUCAUUCCAUAUGUGUAAGGUUGGAACUUGCUUAUCACAAACACGGCUGUUCUAGACUAGAAAAUUUAAUGAGAUAACCUUGCUCCUCAUAAAAAAAUCACUACUGACUACUUAGCCUGUCUUGUUGGCAACUAGAAAGAGUUUAUCCCUGGAUGGUAGUUUAUACUUCAAUAAAAUCCGGUACGUGUAUAAAUUUCCUCCUCGAAAGAAAACUUUACUAGAAGUAAAGUUGUCGUGCAUGCGAAAUAAUUUUACUUGAAGUAAAGUCUGUCAUGGCUGCAAAAUCUGUUGUUUGAGUGAAGUUUUCGCUUGACUUGUGUUACGCAGUGCCGUGCUCCUAAAAGACUUGUAGUUCGACCGCCUCUCGUUAUUCCCGUCACUGCUUGCCUCCAAUAGACAAAAGUAGAACUUGAGCUGUGAUAGCUUGCCGUUAGAUGCAUUAAUCCUUGCAGUUUGCAUUGUGUAGCCUUAUAUAAAUAGCUCAAACGUAGCAGUUGUUGUUCCCAUUUUGAAUUAAUUUAUUUUCAUGUAAAUGUGAGGAUUUCCAGAGAUAGGCGUGACUGUGGUAUUGCUGGAGAAUAUAAAUUGUGAAGAUAAAGAUCCCUUUAUUCCGAUGCUCUGACAAUGAAAUCCCUCGUUAUUUACAGUGCUUUUGUUGCCGUAUUUGAUCCGAUGCAAUGAAAAAAAAUUCUGUAUAAGGAACCUCGUUCUUUCUUCAUCUUGGGUCUCGAAUGAAAAAAAUUUAAAUUCAGCCAGCGAUCAUCAUGCAGGUGCUACACUUAAAUUACCAAUAAUUAUCAGAUUAUUACAUUUAUCAUCAUCGAAAAUUUUUUCAGUGACUAGUCAUCGAUCAAGAUCUUCGCGUUCGAAUCUAAUAGGUGUGUUGUACCGAAGUGGCAGCAAAAAAAAAAUCGAGAAACUCCAUAGCUAUCAUUGUUAUUAGAAAAUCAUAUUAACUGCUUUCGUAGCUGUGAAACAGAGAAAAGGUGAUCAAUUAAUAUUUGGCAUUCACACUAAAGUUCAGAAAAAUUCCAGUCAUCCUUCGAAGUAUUGAUGGAACGGUCAGGCAUCCCAUAGAGUAGUUGUAAUGAAGCAAAUUAUUCUACUCUAAUAGUUAGUAUUAAUUAAUAUAGUUAGUGUAGUGUAAGUGGAGAUAAAUAUUCAUUGGUCAAAUAUAAAUGCUAUAAAUAAUAUUGAAUUUAUCAAUUAUCGAUUCUCUAAAUAAUAGUGAAUUUAACCUAAUAAAAAUUUCUAUCGAUUAAUCUUGCAAUGAUACUGCGAUAAUCUGAGCUUCUUAAAAUGAAUUAAUUUCCAAUAAAGACGUUCAUUAAUUUUGCACUGAUUAUUCAAUGAGCGCAAUACUUUAUGCUUAAAUGUUAUGAACCAUAUUUUUCUAACCAUGGUUGCCAAUUAAACUUGAUAUAUCCGCAUUUAAAAAAAAGUGAUAUCUAUUGGCAGACUGAAAACUUCUUAUUUAGUUUAUGCGGUACGAUUUCCAAUCGGUAACGUCCACCCAAGAUGUUUAAAUUAAAUUUUCAACAUAUUGUUAGUAAGAUACUAUUGAAUAAUGAGUUAUAAAAGAUACAUACUGAGA